AUGCGAUUUCUUGAAAGGAAUCAGCACGACGGCCCCACCCUAUCGAAUGUCGACGAGGAAGGCAAUUAUAGGAUGAGUCUGGAACUGGAGUCGAGUUCUGUGGCUAGUCAAAACGACACUCCCCCGUUGCAGUCUUCUGCACCUAAAAGAGGGAGAAGGGACAGUGAUGAGUUGAUGGCCACUCACGAAGGAGGACCAGUCUCAGCCCAAGUGCCGCAAACUGACACCCCCUCACCACGAAUGAAAGGGAAAAAUAGAAUAGGAAGCAGGGAUGAGGUGCAAGCAACCAUCGAAAGAAUCGACGAACAUCUGCAGCGUUCGCGCCAUCAACAGCAUCCUACAGUAGACUCGUUUCAAGGAUUCGGAGAUUUCGUCGCGCAACAUCUGCGGGAGAGAUUCGACGCAUAUACGGCAGAUGUGAAAAUGAGGCAAAUGUUGGAAGUGCUGUUUAGCUAUACCUACUGCAGCCAAGGAAACGAGGGAGUGGUUCACGAGGAGUAUGUUGGAGAAUAUCCUGAGAACAGAUUGAAAUCAGAGUUCCUGCAAGAAAAGCCCAAAAUGACAGGUCUCGCCUCAUUGUCGAAGUGUAUUGUUUCUAUUGUUCCGAUCCUCAUUGUUUUAUUCUGUGCUUCAUCAUUCCUCAGGCCUCAUUUUAGUCGCUGCUUCAUCAUGUCUCAGGCCUCAAAUUGUACGGUACUACACUUUUUCCCAGGUCUCAUU
Messenger RNA from Ostertagia ostertagi, 720 nucleotides. Lineage: Eukaryota; Metazoa; Nematoda; Chromadorea; Rhabditida; Trichostrongylidae. The record is from the annotation of a GenBank genome assembly.